AUGGAGGAAUACGUGGAGCUGGAGGAGCAUGGCGUUCCCCCAGAUGCCUCCACCUCCUCCCACACCUUCCACCUAUCUUCUCUCACCUCUCGCGUAUGGUCCUGGCGUGUUCUAGGGGUGGCAUCUGUAUGUGCCUUGCUCCUGGUUGGUGUCAUAGUGCGUUCAGACCCGUACACGAGCACUAGUGCGAGUAAGAUCGAUGCUCAGGCGUCAAAGUUGGCAAUGGGCAUUGGGCAACAGUAUGCUGGUGUACCUCUGCUGCACUGCCAUGACUCAGUUGCCUGGGGAAGUUUCUACGCAUCAACACAGGCAGACGCUGACAGGUUUCAUGGGAACGUCGGUCAGACAUAUACUGUGGCUUGCCCGAGACACUGCAGCCUUACAGACGGGCAUAUCUACGGUUGUGGAAAAGGACCCUAUUUGGACGAGUCCAGCAUUUGUAUGUCAGCUUUGGGCGCGGGACUAGCAGGAAAUGAAGAGAUUUCAAUCGUGACGUUUGUGCUAGUUGAGCCCGUAGAAAAAUAUUCUGACUGCACUAUGAGAGGAUACGAUUAUGUUGGAGCCACUAAGCCCGCCUUCAACAUCAUCUCGAUGCCCUGGACUUGGCAAGAGUGGAAAAGGGCCACCAAGUCACCGUACGUUGGUCGAUUUUGCGGUGACAGCUGGGCUGCUCAGAACCCGAAUCAAGCGUGUCAGGCGAGUAUCAAGAAGUACAGGAUGAACUGUGAGAUCACCAGCGGGUUGGAGCACUGCUACGGCGCAAGAGCGUUCCAGUUUCUCAAGGGGACAGAUCCCCCUAACAUGGUUCCAGAAGCUGCAACUCAGAUGCUCAUGUCGCCUGCUCCAUCGAUGGCUCUCCACCACAUUCCUUCUUGA
Guillardia theta CCMP2712 is the source of this 876-nucleotide messenger RNA. RefSeq lists its product as hypothetical. NCBI's taxonomy places the organism in Eukaryota, Cryptophyceae, Pyrenomonadales, Geminigeraceae. The record is from RefSeq and is a predicted model, not a curated record. The transcript has 3 exons. Bases 1 to 876 code for a protein of 291 amino acids.